Messenger RNA from Symbiodinium sp. CCMP2592, 2058 nucleotides. The record is from the annotation of a GenBank genome assembly. Lineage: Eukaryota; Dinophyceae; Suessiales; Symbiodiniaceae.
AUGGCGGCUGGCAAGGAAAACUUCGAAGCCAGACAUUUCGAUGAGGACCAUCCAUUCGAUGGCUCCGGGAUGGCGCAGCGGACGUGUACAGACAUGCCUUGCCUUGUGAUCUUCAUCGGAUACAUGAUCGGCAUGAUGUGCAUCAGUGGCUACGCCUUCCACAAAGGCGAUCCAAGAAGACUAACGCAUGGCUUCGACUACAAGGGGGACUUGUGCGGAGUGGACAUGGCAGUCGCGGAUAGACCUCUACUCUAUUGGUGCGCAGCCGGGAGUAGGCUGACAGACAGCGGCCACCCCGAGCAGCUAGACACCAAGUACCCGAUCUGCGUAGAGCGGUGUCCCAUGGGCUCCUCCGAAUGGAUGCCUUGCCUUGGCGAGUCCAGCGUGCAGGUGACGCCGUCGGGCAGCGAGCCUUUCGUCUCGCAGCGCAUCACCAUCACUCAGAACACCGUGAAGCAAGCGUCCUACCGAACCCGGGAGUUUGCCGGCAUGUUCUGCGUGCCCCACUUUAACGAGGAUCAGGAAAUCCUUGGGGACGAUCCCCUCGUGGAGUCUCUCCUCGACGAUUAUGGGCCGAUAGGUAACUCCUACUACCGGAUGGCCGCAGCCUUUGGUGGUCUUCGCAGGUCCUGGCGGAUGGUCCUCGGCGCAGUGGUGUUCUCGGUCUUCCUCAGCUACCUCUACCUGCUGCUCUUGAGGAUUGCGCCCUACCCCACGGCCAUUGUUAGCUUGGCCCUGGUGAUGCUGGCAACUUUGUUUCUCUCCGUCUACUUCCUCUUGGGCGAGGUGCUGUCGGGCGACUGGAAGGUGAGCUAUCAGAACAACAACAGCUUCUACAAGCUCUUCGCGACGAGCUACGCGGCCUGGGUCUCCAGGAUUGUGGGAAUCCUCCUCCUGGGCAUGUUCUUCUUCAUGGUGUGCGGCCUCGCGGCCAUGCAGCGCGCUAUCUACACCGCCGUCGGCUGUGUCAACAUGGCGGUAGGCUGCAUCUUUGGUAUGCCUUCGAUGAUGCUCACGCCUUGCGUGGAGGCUAUCGUCAAGCUGGCCUUAUGGUUCCAGCUCUUCAGUGGGCUGACUUGGCUCUUGGCCACCGCGGAGAUGGAGCCAACAAGCCUGGAGUCGCGGGGGGACGUGGUGGCUGGAAUGACUCGCAAGCUUGUCUUUAGCCACGAGCAGACAGCCAUGCUGGUCUACUACGUCGUUGGCACCAUCUGGCUGGUGGAGCUCAGCAAGUCUUUGACCACCUUCGUGGUUUCCUACGCUGUGAUCCUCUGGUAUUACCAGCCGAAGCCCAAAGGCCUCGGACCGUCAUUCCCUCUGAUGCGGGGCUUGAUCGUUUGCUUCUUCUUUCACCUCGGCACCCUUGCCUUGGGCUCCUUCAUGACAGCGGUGACACGGCCUUUCCGGAUCACCUUCACGUGGCUCUCGCGGCAGUCCAAAGAGGGUGGGAAUCCCUGCAUCUCGCUGCUGGCCACCCUCUGCACCGCUUGCAUCAGCUUCACUCAGAGGCAUCUGGCGUUCCUGACCAAGGAUGCCUAUAUCGAUGUGGUCAUCUCAUCGACACCGUUCCUGACGGCUGCGCAGAAUGCUUUCGGUUUCAUCAAGGCCGAUACUGGCAAAGUCUCCAGCCUUAGCGGCUCCGUUUGGAUCAUUAGCUUCGCCGUGACCUCGGGCGUCUUCACACUCUCCGUAGCGAUGCUGUGGACGCUCCUGGUGUUGAACGACCAGCAGAUGAAGGACAGCCACUACCGGGUUGAAAACCCCUACUUCGUAGCCACCCUCAGUGGGCUCCUCUCGGCGUCCCUGGCGGGCUCCUUCAUGGUGAUCUUCGAGCACUGCUCGGACACCUUGCUGUACGUCUUUCACUGGAACAAGUCGCAUGGCCACAACACCGUCGCCAAGUACUGCCCCGACGAAUUAAUGCAGCUUAUGGAGUACAAGAAGGUAGCUGGAAAUGGGAAGUCAGCACGGCCUGAACAGGCUGGCAACUUGGCUCAGCGGUCUGUUUGGGAGCUCUCCGUGCGAUCAGGCAUGGUGGAGUAUAGCAUCGUAGCGUAG